This is a messenger RNA of Staurois parvus, 1690 nucleotides long. NCBI's taxonomy places the organism in Eukaryota, Metazoa, Chordata, Amphibia, Anura, Ranidae. The record is from the annotation of a GenBank genome assembly.
AGGUCAGAAAUGAGAUUGAGCAGUGCUCUCCACAAACUAUUAUGGCCAAAAGAGUGAAUGAAAUUACAGCCGGGCUUAAAAACAUUGAGACUCAGUUAACCGUAAAAAACUGAAAAUAUCUUCCAGGCUAAAGAACUUCAGAAGAACGUCUGGGAUGAAGUGGAUAGUUGGCACUCAAAGCUGCAUGCACUGGAGUCAGAAGUUCAGGACAUGGCAGAAGAGGACCCUAACCUUGCUCAGGAGUGGAUGGAUAAACUGACUGAACCAUUCAACUAUUACCAGCAAGUCACCUGCCUUGCUGAACGUAGAACUGCUGACCUGAACAAGGCGACUAGCAAGCUCGAAGAAUAUGAAGACACUUUGAAAAGUACAAAAUUGUGGAUCCAGAAUACAGAUGGCUUGAUAAAUGCAGAGUUGAAGGAUUGUUCUGCCAGGGUCCUAAGUAAACACCUUAAUGCUCUAGUGAUUGCACUGGAGGAUUCUGAGGGAAAACUCCUCCUCCUGGACAUCAUCAGCUCUGAGCUCGGGGAACUUUCUGUCAUCUGCGAGACAGAUAAGAUUGUAGAAAGCCUCAGUGAAGUAAAAAACCAAGUGAAGGAUAUUCAGCAAAGAAUUUACAAUGUUCUCCCACAAAUCCAACAUUUGGCAAAUGAGGUUGUUACUAUUGAGAAUGAAGUCAAAAAGAUGGAAAAGAGACUGGGUUCAAUUAGAACUAUUUUGACAUCAAGUGAUAUUGAUGAUAUGUCACCUAAAGAGCACCACAUGAAUGGCCAGGUAAUCCUGGAAAAUAUAGACUCCAUUAGAGGGACUGUUGCAGAUAUAGAAGCCUAUAGACCUGCUCUUCCAUUAUCAGCCUCUGGAGUGCGGUCACUUUGCGUAUUCAGGAGAAUGGGUCGACUCUUGAGAGAGGCUGAAGUGCUGGAAAAGGUUACCAAGGAGCAGAAUAAGCUUUUAGAGCCAAUCAUUGGUGAAAUGUUAGACCUGGAACAAGAGCAAGAAAAGCUAAAACAAAUCUCAAAGAACUUUACGUAUGAAACUCCUGAUAUAAAGGAUAGGAAUGAAGAAUUGAGGACAUUAAUGGAUGGAUUAAAGCAGAAGAAGGAAGGGGUUUUACUUUCUCAGAGAAGCUCAGUUAUUGACCAACUGGUGCGUUUACAACAGGAACCAGAGGACCUGGAUUUGGCAGCUCUUUUGUCCCCAGUAAUUGAAGGAGUAGACAGUUUAAGCGAGGAGAUGCACUGGAAUGAUCCCUGUGUGCUUUGCCAUCACUAGUCGAGGAGGUGGAAGAAUACUCACUAACUACAGAGGCAGCAGACAAAGUGGCAGUUGUCAGUGAAGCAGUUGACCUUGACGUGGAGGCUAAUGAAGAAGCAGGCGAUGACUUUAUUUCUCCAGUUACAUUGGAUCAAGUGACCCAGGAGCAGCUGGAAAAUGCCGCCACUGCGUCGGGCAGCGAGAUGCCGGAGAUGAUCCUGCGUGAUUGUCAGGGGAAGAUAACAGAGGUGGAGCUCUGGCUUCAAAGAGUAAACCUGUCAUUAGCAGAGAGGAAACAAGAGCCAGAUAUGAGACACAGCUUAGAACAGAAGCUUAUAGACUUUCAGAAAACUUUACAAGAAACAGAAAAGAAAAUAAACAGUUUGCUGGAAGAUGGCGGCAUAAAUAAGCAAGGGCCCGGUUCAUUGUUAGAGGA